Messenger RNA from Malania oleifera, 4511 nucleotides. RefSeq names its product receptor-like protein kinase THESEUS 1. Gene Ontology annotation, cellular component: plasmodesma; plasma membrane. NCBI's taxonomy places the organism in Eukaryota, Viridiplantae, Streptophyta, Magnoliopsida, Santalales, Ximeniaceae. The transcript has a single exon. The coding region runs from base 1691 to 4222 and encodes 843 amino acids. Gene Ontology annotation, biological process: protein autophosphorylation. The record is from RefSeq and is a predicted model, not a curated record. Gene Ontology annotation, molecular function: transmembrane receptor protein tyrosine kinase activity; ATP binding.
CUUCCCUUAAAUAAAGAAAAAGAUAUUAACUUUAAUUAAGACAAGACAUUGUUUGUUCAUUGUCAAUUUGCCAUGUGAAGAGAGAGGAACUCUUCAUUUAAUAAUGCAUUUAUGUGGUAGAAAAUGAUUUGUUUAUCUUUAUUUUUUAUUCUUGGGUAAGUAGGAAAUGGGCAUCUAUGAGGAAGAACAUACAAGAACAGCUCAAAACAUUUCAAUGGGGGCAUUGACCUUAGUUGCUCCAUCCAUACAUUUAUUAACUUUACGCUCUCCUUCAAAUCUGUUUGAUACCAGCUAGCGUGAACUGGUGGUCUGUCCCCCAUCCAUAAAUUUAUGAUGAGUAAAAUUUGUUGAACAGUUGCCUUUAAUCCUUUGUAUCUGGUACUCUUACUAUUUCUCUGUAGUCAUCUUGACCAAAUUAUUGAAUACAUAUAUUCAAAGAUCAAACUGCUAGCCUACUAGCUCUAGUCGUGAUUGACGGGAUAAAGCAGUGUGAUUUGAGGCACCCCCGGCUUCCGCGUCUUCAAAUGCUUCCUGUGAAAAAAAAAUCUAUGUCAAACUUGAAAUUUACCUGUAAAAAGGGUACUUUUCAGACCGAGCAAACAUACACAUCUGGUUAUUUUUGUGAAAUUGCUCGAUCCCUUCAACCUCUGUGGUUCCACGCCGUCAAUUUCCCGUUCUCCACCGAUCUACUGUCAGCGGUCGUCAACUAACGACGUCAACUCUGCUCCUCUGUACGUCUCUCAAAGCCGCGUAGAAGCGGGUCCCGGUUGGGAUCGUCGGCCCCAGCAGAGCAAAGCAACCAUCUCCUUUGCCCAAGCUUGAAUAUAUCCGCCCCAGCCUCGGUCUGAAAAGAUAUAAACAUUUAAAAAGCUCAGUUGCAGGGACUCUCAUGGCGUUUUCUGCUAUUAUAUUCCAACAGCUAGAUUAUUAGAUACUGAGCAUCAAAUCGAUCCACUCACAAAAUUUAUGCGCACAACAGCUGUUGUAACGGGAAGGCGGUUGAACUCGUAGCUUCCUAUCUUUUUUCAUAUUGUGGGUCCUCCUCCUCCUCCUCUGCUCUGUGAACGACAGCUUAAUCACCAGCCUGGAAGGAGCUGGUCAAGUUGCACUAAAAAGCAAUGGCUGAUCAAGAUUCAUGGUUGCAUUGAUGUAAUCUGAACUGGGGUUCCUCUCUCCUGUUCAUACCCAGUUCACUGAAUGCUAGAGCUCAGGCAUUCGGUUUAGCUCGCUGGGUAAGGUAAGGCUACUGGGAAAACUUUGAUCUUUGUCUGUCCCAAAUUUCGGGUCUACAUUUGAGCAUAGUUGUUACUAUCUGUCUUCGUCUAUACCAUUUUAUAAGUUAAGCAACUCCAAUUAUUUUGUGAUUUUGUGAUAGUUGAUGUUUGUGUUGGGCAUUGGGCAUUAUUUACCCAGAUCUGAGGGCGAGUAUUCAGCAAUAGGGGUUUUGGGGUUUGUGUCAUUGUUCCAUUUGGGAUUUUGAGAGCUUAAUUGUUGUCAAUUUGGGGGUUUGGGGAAUCACAGAUCUUGGUGGAUUGGGAAUUUGGGAGCUAGUCUCUGCUUCUAGCUCGGGGUUCAAUUAUAUCAAUAUUUAGUUUGAAUGGUUUGGGAAUUGGGUCGGUAAGGAGGCGGGCAUUUUCUGUUCUUUGUGUUUUUGAGUGUUUGGAACUUUGGAACAUCAGAAGUGGUAAGGAUGAAGCUAUCGACGUGGGUUCCUCUACUUUUAGCUGCUGUUGUGUUUAGGUUCAUGGUUCAUACGUCAUAUGCCUCAUUUACUCCUGUUGAUAACUAUUUGAUUGCCUGUGGAUCCUCACAAAGUGUGACCUUUGAAGGCCGAACUUUCGUUCCUGAUUCAGGGCUGUCUUCAGUAGUAUUGAAAGGUCAAGGGAAUUCUGUUCCUGCUACCACCAAUUCCAGUGUCCCAUAUCCAAUCCAUCGAUCCAUUCGGAUUUUCCCAAGAACAGCUUCAUACAAAUUUGAAAUCAAGCAAGAAGGCCGGCACUGGGUUCGCCUCCAUUUUUUCCCUUUCCCGAACGCAGGCCAAAACUUAACAAAAGCCCCAAUAACUGUUGUAACCGAAAACUUUGUGCUCUUGAACAACUCUACUUUCAAGAACUACAAUGGUUCUUAUUUGUUUAAGGAGUAUGCAAUAAAUGUGACUUCGGAUACCUUGACCCUCACUUUCAUUCCUUCAAAUGGUUCAGUUGCAUUUGUUAAUGCAAUUGAAGUUGUCUCUAUCCCGGAUAAAUUGUUCCCUGACCAGGCUCUGGCUUUAUCUCCAUCUGCUGCUUUUAAUGGCCUUUCAGAACAUGCCCUUGAAACUGUUUACCGGUUAAAUAUGGGCGGUCCAUUGCUCACUGCUCAGAAUGAUACUCUUGGAAGAAUGUGGGAGAAUGAUAGGAAGUACCUCCAUGUGAAUAGCUCUGCUGUGAAUGUUUCAGUUGACCCUGCAAGCAUAAAUUAUCAGGUUGAGGUCACACCUGAAACGGCACCAAAUUUUGUUUAUGCUACUGCUGAAGCCAUGGCGAAUGCAAAUGUAGCUAAUUUGAACUUCAACAUAACAUGGGUCUUCCGUGUCAAUCCGAACUUCACAUAUUUUGUUCGGGCACAUUUCUGUGAUGUUGUGAGCAAGUCUCUAAACACUCUUGUCUUCAAUUUUUUCAUAAAUUCCAAUAUUGCUAUGGCAAGUUUUGAUAUCUCUUCAACAACUGGUGGCUUGAGAGUGCCUUUUUACAAAGAUUUUGUCUCCAACUCCUCAGCAGAUUCAGAUACUUUGACUGUCAGUGUUGGUCCAGAUCCAGUGGCUGACAUCCCUAAUGCAAUUAUGAAUGGUUUAGAGAUAGUGAAGAUCAGCAAUGAAGCUAGAAGCUUGGAUGGGCUUUCUUCAGUUGAGAGUCUCCUUCCUAAAUCACCUUCCAAAAUCAACAAGACCGCAAUCAUAAUUGGUUCUGUUGUGGCAGUUUUUGCUGUGAUGACCUUUAUGGGUUUGUGUUAUUGCUUCUUGGUGGCUCGCAGGUCGAAGACAACUCACCAGGGGCAUCCUUGGCUGCCUCUGCCCUUAUAUGGAAACUCUCAGACCAUGACAAAAAUGUCCACUACUUCUCAAAAGAGCGGAACAGCUAGCUGCAUCUCAUUAGCAUCCACCAAUCUUGGACGGUUCUUCAUGUUCCAAGAAAUCUUGGAUGCAACUAACAAAUUUGAUGAAAGCCUGCUUCUCGGGGUUGGGGGUUUUGGUAGGGUCUACAAAGGAACCCUUGAAGAUGGGACUAAAGUAGCAGUCAAAAGAGGAAAUCCGAGAUCAGAGCAAGGCCUUGCUGAAUUCCGAACUGAGAUUGAAAUGUUGUCCAAGCUACGGCACCGUCACCUUGUCUCUCUUAUUGGCUACUGUGAUGAACGGUCAGAAAUGAUUCUGGUUUAUGAAUUCAUGGCCAAUGGACCCCUCAGGAGCCAUCUUUAUGGAACAGAUCUGCCACCUCUCUCAUGGAAGCAGCGACUUGAAAUUUGCAUUGGGGCUGCAAGAGGGCUUCAUUAUCUCCACACUGGAGCAGCUCAAAGCAUCAUUCACCGAGAUGUGAAGACGACAAAUAUUCUACUGGAUGAUAACUUUGUGGCAAAAGUUGCUGACUUUGGUCUCUCAAAAACAGGUCCAGCUCUGGAUCAGACCCAUGUUAGUACUGCUGUGAAGGGUAGUUUUGGAUACCUUGAUCCUGAAUACUUCAGAAGGCAACAGCUCACUGAGAAAUCAGACGUGUAUUCAUUUGGAGUGGUUCUAAUGGAAGUUCUCUGCACUAGGCCAGCAUUAAACCCUGUCCUUCCAAGGGAGCAAGUUAACAUAGCAGAAUGGGCAAUGAGCUGGCAGAAGAAGGGCAUGUUGGAUCAAAUCAUGGAUGCAAACUUGGUGGGGAAGGUGAAUCCAGCAUCUCUUAAGAAGUUCGGAGAAACGGCGGAGAAGUGCCUGGCUGAGCAUGGGGUUGACAGGCCAUCAAUGGGGGAUGUCUUAUGGAAUCUAGAGUAUGCACUCCAGCUUGAGGAGACCUCAUCGGCUCUAAUGGAACCUGACGAGAACAGCACAAAUCAUAUCCAAGGCAUACAGCUGACGCCCCUUGAACCAUUUGAUAACAGUGUUAGUAUGAUUGAUGGAGUGAACUCUUGCACAGACGAUGAUGCAGAAGAUGCUGCUACCAGUGCUGUUUUCUCUCAGCUAGUAAAUCCUCGUGGAAGAUAAGAAGAAAAAAUCCUAGCAUCCUAGCUUCUGGACGACCCAUAAAAAAAUUUGGUCAUCGCCUGGAGACACUUGGAUUGAGUGAAAUGCUGAAGGUUUAUUCUUAUUUCAUUAUCGUGGUUCUUUUCCUCAUUUUUUUUUUCUGCGGAUGAUUUAUUUUUGGCUUGUAAUAUAAUUGAUUUAUGGAUGCCAAUGCUUCCAUCAUAAACAAUGCCUAAGUUAUGAGAUAGAUUCUACUAUUGUAUGUGUUGAUUUUAAUUAAUAUGAGUUCCAGCUCCCCGCAUUGCAUACA